AUGCAAGCCGAUGUCAAUUCCUCGGAUCAAUACGAUUUCCCUGAAUUGCCAUCGCAAAAUGCGUUUCGCGUGCUCUAUCUCGAGAAGUCACCCGGGGACGGGCCGCUGAGAUACACUUUGCAUGAUCGAGAUUAUGAGCAGAUGAAGAAUCACUUCGUUGCAGUCUCUUACGUCUGUGGUGAUACGACGGAUCUCAUUCCCAGUAUAUGCAAUGGCAAGCUGCACCACAUCUACCACAAUUUGGACAGUGCUCUGAGGCGAGUCAGAAAGCACUACACCGACUAUCCUCAGCCGUACGCGAUUUGGGCUGAUGGAAUCUGCAUAAAUCAACGCAACGUAGCAGAAAAGAUGGACCAGAUCGCCAAAAUGUGGCGAGUGUUUCGAAAUUGUGCACAGGUCGUCGUGUGCCUUGGUCCAAGCUGUGACAAUGCUGAUCUGGCCCUUGGGCUUUUCUGUAAGUCGGCACAAGAGUUUGAAGAUCUCCACACAAGGUCCAAAGGCCCUCCCAGUCAGCCUCAUGGUCAAGAUCUUCAGAUGACAGUGGGCGAAAACGAGAUACGAGCCGCAUUCCAAUUUUUUAGUUGUGCUUGGUUCUCCCGGACCUGGGUUGUUCAAGAAGUCAACCUCUGGACGGACGUUCGCACUUCACCGAUCGUUCUGUGGGGAGACUAUUGCAUCAACUGGGGACUUCUUGUCAGAGCCCACUACAUGAUGACCACACGACAGCUGUAUGCGGAAAACCAGAAAAUCAAGGCUGGAACCCUUAUACGAACAUCGGCUCCUGUUCAGGGUGCCGAAAAGCCACAAGCAGGUCCACGAUCGGAAGGUAAACGCGAGCUCCUUGUCAGUCACUAUGAGCCAUACGAGAAGCUUUAUGAGCGCAUAGCACGCAUCAUAAUCGACGAGGCGAGUUCUAUACUCCUUUUGACACACGCCGGGAUCUCGAGGCCUAGGUCGACAGCUUUGCCCUCUUGGGUACCGGAUUGGUCUCACUUUCCCAUCUGGGAGCCUCUGGAGCCCAAGACAGAGGCUGCUGCUCAGCCGACAAGUGCCAAACUGGAGGAGCUCAAUGAAGAUGGUCUGCUACAAGUCGACUGCUUCUUCCUUGACUCAGUCUGCAUGUACGCAGCAUGUUGUAUUGGAGAAUUUGGUGAAGGCCAGCAGCGUCAAGAUAGCGGCGUGGACACAAUUCAAGAUCGUAGCGAGUACAUAACAGCCGUGUUGCAGUGCUUCGGUCAUUGUUUCAGAGGCUACCCGACCGGAGAGCACCCUUUGGAGGUCUUCGCUCGGACCCUAGUUGGGAAUAGUCCGGAUGUGGACAGAAUCGAUACGAGCACCGAUGGUCUUCGAUUCAGCUUAGCAGCAGCGACUAUGACAUGUCGAGACCGAGAGGCUCGAUGCCUGUGCCCGAAAGAGUACCGCCCCAACCGAGGACCAGGUUUUGAUGAUGAAACUGCUUCUCAUCAUUUCGACGAGAACAUACCAUCCUCUACUCAUGGGGCAGGCCCGCUGGAUCUCCACCCCAAAAUAUUGGCUCUGCCGGCGUGGUAUCGCCCUCCACGAUCUGAAAAAGGUCCGGAAGAUUUUGCGGAAAACGUGGAAUCGAACAGGCGGUACAUGGACAAAGCAUUUGACGGCGAUCUUUAUCGGGAGAUCGUGCAACGCCACGGACAGUGUCGUCGCUUCUUCGCCUCGGGUCGUCGCUAUAUGGGCAUGGGACCUGCUGGACUUCGUCGUGGAGAUCUGGUCGUUCUCCUGAAGGGCUGCAACUUACCGUUUGUACUUCGAGUUGACAAAGGCGCUGCCAGGAACAAAUGCAUUUGUCACCCGAGAGUCUUCAAGCUUAUUGGAGAAGCAUACGUCCAUGGACUUUCGGCGAAUGAACCUCUCAAUAACUGGCAAGAUUUCACCAACGGUGAGAGUUCGACAAGUAGGCUCCCAGAAUGUGCAGAAGCGAAGAGCACAGAGUCAGAGAGCGAUGGGCCCUGGGUCAAAGUCUACCUCAGCUAACUUAGCUAAGGUCAUGCUUGCAAUCCGACAAGCCGCCUGUCCAGAGGUUGCAUGCUAGUAAGUCUCUUCUCCGUGACGACAGCACCCGACCAAUCAUGGCAUCAUCAAGUCGGUGAGCCCGUUGAAGUUUCAGAACAUGCUAGCACUCCACAUGAAUACGUGUCCCUGAGCAAGAAUCAAUGGCUUGAAAGGAUCGGUACGGGUUCGCAAAUCCACUGUAUCAGCGAGCACGAUUGCCUGCGCCAGUCCGAACGCAACGCCAAUCGAUCUGAGUUUCCGCCUCAUCCAGCCACGAUGUACGUCGGGCACA
Messenger RNA from Exophiala viscosa, 2320 nucleotides. Its product is annotated as heterokaryon incompatibility protein-domain-containing protein. The transcript is spliced from 2 exons. Lineage: Eukaryota; Fungi; Ascomycota; Eurotiomycetes; Chaetothyriales; Herpotrichiellaceae. The record is from RefSeq and is a predicted model, not a curated record. Bases 1 to 2010 code for a protein of 669 amino acids.